GCCAGUCGGGCUGCGAAAAGUCCAUUUCCAAGGAGGAAGAGAUCAGGUUAAUGCCGCCAGUCCUGACCGUCUCCAUGGUAACAGUUCUAAACAAGGAAGAGGAGCUGAGCUGUUGUGUCGCCAGCACUGUUUACUGUCUUAACUGUGAAGCGCUCAGAGGUAUGCCGAAGAAAAAAGCGAAGAAAGGAGGAAAGAAGGGGAAAGGGAAAGUAAAGAAGGAAAGCCUUUCCAAUCCGGGUAAGGAAUGUGAUGGAGAGAGAGCUAAAGCUAGCGCGGCUCUGUGGGAGGCUCGGCUGGAGGUAACGGAAACCUCGCGGGUGGAAUAUCGCGAAGCUGCUCGCAGACUGGCCCGGGCUAAUGAAGAGCUCACAAACCAGCAGUACAGAGCCGAGAAGGACACGACUGACAUCAUCGCGUUUCUGAAAAAGAAAGAACUCGAGAAAGAUGCACAGAUUGCUGCAUUGGAAGAACAGCUAAAAGAUGAGAAAUCCAAAGCCCUACAGGACAAAGAGUUUUUAGUUGCAGAGUAUACGCUGAAGAUUAAUGAGAUGGAAGAAAAGUUUCAGAAGAGAUCUAGAGAUUUUUCCAUGAUUCAAGGGGAACUCAAGACCAUCAAGGAGUUUCGCAAAAAGAAAGCGCAUAUGGAACAAGAGUUGAUUGCUAUGAAAGAAAGCAUGUAUAUUGCUGACCGUGAACACAAGGAGAGUCUUGCAAGAAUGGAGCAUAAAUUUUUCCUUGAAAAGGUCUGUUUAGAAAAGGAAGCGGAGCAGAGAAUUGCCCAGCUAGCAGAGAAAGCACACAAUGAGGCAAUUGUGCAACUGGAUAAUGUGUCCCACUCAGUGUUUAUGGAGAAUGUGCGUUUGAAUGAGGCACUUGGAUAUCACUUGAAAGAGACAGAAGAGCUGAAAAGGAGCAAUAAGGCCCUGACAGAGAAGAAUGCUUCUCUUAUCCUGGAUAAGGAGACCAACAAGCUAAUGAUGACAGACAGUGUGGCUCAGCUUGCAGCCCAACGGAACGAGAUCUCUGAACUAAGGGCCAAAGUAGCAACUUUGGAGCAGAAGCUGGCCCUCAUGAUAACUGCGUGUCAGAAGGAGAAGGCGGUCAUGCAGGAGCGAGCUGUAGUCAGUACUCAAGCUGGCCAGGUGGAACUAGAGAAGCUGCAAAAACUGCUCACCAUGCGUGAACGUGAGAUGAGCCGAGUGAAGCGGCUUGCACGCAACAUUGUAGAACAGCGCACCCAACUUGAGCUUUUCUUCCAUGAGGCUCUGGCUCAAGUUAAGCAGGAGAUCAUAACCAGCCAGAUCCAAUACAGACAGGAAGCAAUGGAGGCUUAUCAGAAACGGAUGAGCGAAGCACGGUCAAGGAGGAAGGAGUACCCUCACAUACGCACCUUUAACAAAGCUCCACACAGCACCAACAAUGUUUACACUGAUCUGGAAGAGGCUGAAAGGUGGAACAGCCUGCAAAGCUCAAAAGUGGACAUUUCUGAUCUGACCUGGGAACAGAAGGAGCGAGUGCUGCGGCUGCUCUUUGCUAAAAUGAAUGGUCUGAAAACAAGGAGAGCAGUGCAGCUUCCAACUCUGUCACCGUCCUCUGAGAGGAACCAGAAUGACCGCAAACCUGAAGCCAGAGAAGAAGCAGCUCCUAUGACCUUUAUAACCCAAGCAUCCAACAUCCGUAUCCAACAGGACUUCUAACCCCAGCGGCUUGCCAUAACUACCAAGCACCUGAACCUGGCUCACAUUACCACGAUAUCUCAUACUCAUGUGACCAAAUACAAAUCAACCUUCCUAAUGCAUGCAUUAGCUUGUCUUUUUUUUUUUCCUGAAAAGUAGAAUAGAAGUGCAUCUUUGCUAUAGAAAGAGGCAGUAUUUCUAAACCAUGUGAAAUGAAGUGUUAUCUAAAAGGUUCUGUGUGUGAAUGGUUAGAGAAGCACCUUUGGGACCAAAAGGUUGCCAGUUUGAUUCCCUGGAUCAGCAGGAAUAGCUGAAGUGCCCUUGAGCAAGGCACCUAACCCCCAGCUGCUCUGGGUUUGUUGUACAUCACUCUGGAUAAGAGCAUCUGCUAAAUGCCUGUAACGUAAUGAAUUACAUGAAAGUGACAUUGCUUUCUUCCAAGCACAGUCUUUAUGCUAAAAUAAUUUAAAAAAAAAACAAAACACGGGGCAGCACGGUGGUGUAGUGGUUAGCGCCGUCACCUCACAGCAAGAAGGUCCGGGUUCGAGCCCCGUGGCCGGCGAGGGCCUUUCUGUGCGGAGUUUGCAUGUUCUCCUGGUGUCCGCGUGGGUUUCCUCCGGGUGCUCCGGUUUCCCCCACAGUCCAAAGACAUGCAGGUUAGGUUAACUGGUGACUCUAAAUUGACCGUAGGUGUGAAUGUGAGUGUGAAUGGUUGUCCGUGUCUAUGUAUCAGCCCUGUGAUAACCUGGUGACUUGUCCAGGGUGUACCCCGCCUUUCACCCGUAGUCAGCUGGGAUAGGCUCCAGUUUGCCUGCGACCCUGUAGAACAGGAUAAAGCGGCUAGAGAUAAUGAGAUGAGAAACACCCAAGCCACUCACCCUACCUUUCCACCCACCAAAAUAAAGUACUCCACGAUCUGGUAUAGUAUCUUUUAAAGCUUGCAUUUGAAACAGACAUUUUAAAAAACAUAGAACAGAAUCAUUGCAUGUUUAUUGCAAGUAAUAGAUUAGUUGUGCUACACUGAGAUAAGGUAAUGUGGGAGGAUUGAGAUGAUAAAACUGAAAAGGAUUAAUGCUUUGCCUAGCCACAGUUUGUUGCUUUAGUUUUUGAAAAUCUCUGUAGGCUUCAGUGGGGAAAAAAAAAUUAAAAUUAAAUUAUAGUGGACAAAUACCUUUAAUAGCUGUUGGCAUUAACAUGUGGAAAACGUUGCAGUUUUAAGCAUAGUGUAAUAAGGUCAGAAAGUUACAUAGUCUAGUGGAACAUUCGUCACUGAUUACUGUUUUAUAUUUCUAUACUAGUAAAAAAACCAUGUCACUUUCUACCCAUCUGUACAGUAUGUUCUAUACUUCAGGGCUUUGGGGGGAGGUCAGUAUUUGGGUGGUCUAUUACAACUUAGCGUCCCAUGGUUGGCAUGGUAACUGCUGGAGAUUUUACUGUAGCAUCCUCUGCCUUCCACUGUGAAGUAAUAGUUUUGAUCUGUGUGUAGAACUGGAUGCCCUGCAAUGACAAACAAAAUGCUCAGAAUCACAGUUAAAAUUGUGGGUCAUAUCUUGCAUUUUUCU
Neoarius graeffei (lesser salmon catfish) is the source of this 3238-nucleotide messenger RNA. Its product is annotated as basal body-orientation factor 1-like. The coding region runs from base 51 to 1697 and encodes 548 amino acids. The record is from RefSeq and is a predicted model, not a curated record. The transcript is spliced from 13 exons. Lineage: Eukaryota; Metazoa; Chordata; Actinopteri; Siluriformes; Ariidae.